Messenger RNA from Scedosporium apiospermum, 2508 nucleotides. RefSeq names its product putative beta-glucosidase I. Gene Ontology annotation, molecular function: beta-glucosidase activity. The transcript is spliced from 3 exons. The coding region runs from base 1 to 2508 and encodes 835 amino acids. Lineage: Eukaryota; Fungi; Ascomycota; Sordariomycetes; Microascales; Microascaceae. The record is from RefSeq and is a predicted model, not a curated record. Gene Ontology annotation, biological process: glucan catabolic process.
AUGGCGGACAUUAAUGUAGAGGAGGUGCUCAAGAAGUUGACUCUCUCCGAGAAAGUCGAUCUUGUAGCUGGCAUUGAUUUCUGGCAUACCAAAUCUAUCCCCGAGAAGGGCAUACCCUCCCUCCGCUUCACCGAUGGCCCCAACGGUGUCCGCGGUACCAAGUUCUUUAACGGUGUCCGUGCCGCCUGUUUCCCCUGUGGUACAUCGCUCGGCUCUACCUUCAAUGCCCCUCUCCUCGAGGAGGCCGGCAAGAAGAUGGGAGAGGAAGCCAAGCUCAAGGGCGCCCACGUCAUUCUUGGGCCCACCAUGAAUAUGCAGCGCGGUCCCCUCGGCGGUCGAGGAUUCGAGUCCCUCAGUGAGGACCCCGUGCUCUCCGGUCUUGGAUCUGCUGCCCUGAUUAAGGGUAUUCAGAGCACCGGCGUCCAGGCUACGGCCAAGCAUUUUGUCUGCAAUGACCACGAACACAAGCGCAAUGCGGUCCAGGUCAAGGUUACGGAGAGAGCUCUCCGUGAGAUCUACGCUCUUCCUUUCCAGAUCUGCGUCCGGGAUGCUGCUCCUGGGGCAUUCAUGACGGGCUACAACGGCGUCAACGGAGAGUACUGCAGUGAGAGCCCUAAGCUCAUUGAUGGCCUCUUGAGGAAAGAGUGGGGGUGGGACGGCGCCGUCAUGAGCGACUGGUACGGAACCUACAGCACGACUGCCUCCGUACAUGCCGGUCUCGACAUUGAGAUGCCUGGUCCUAGUCGAUUCAGGGGCGACGCUCUCAAGUUCAACGUUUCUACCGACAAGGUCCGGGAACACAUCCUAGACGAGCGUGUCCGUGGUGUACUCAAGCUUGUCAAGGCUUGCGCUGCUUCGGGCGUUCCCGAGAAUGCACCCGAGGUUACUGGCGACACUCCCGAGACGGCGGGGUUGUUGAGGAGGAUUGGCAAUGAAGGUAUCGUUCUGCUGAAGAACGACAGAGAGGUUCUUCCGUUGAAGAAGGACAAGAAGACCGUUGUCAUCGGUCCUAAUGCAAAAGUAGCGACCUUCCAUGGUGGUGGCUCCGCAGCGCUGGCGCCCUACUAUGCCGUUACGCCAUUUGCCGGCAUCACUAGCAAGCUCACGUCUACCCCCAAGUACACCAUCGGUGCCAACUCGCACAAGAUCCUCCCCCUUCUUGACGGUCUCCUCAAGACACCCGACGGCAAGCCCGGCUUCCUCAUGAAGGUAUACAACGAGCCCCCGUCAGUGCCAGACCGAGAGGUUCAGGAGGAAUACGUUAUCACGAAAACCGAGCUCCUCUUCAUAGACUACUCAAGCCCCAAGAUCAAGUCCGGCACGUGGUAUGCGGACUUUGACGGUUCGUUUGCAGUUGAGGAGGACUGCGAGUGGGAGUUUAGUCUCAUAGUCUGCGGUACCGCUCGUCUCUACAUCAACGGUAAACUCGUAGUCGAUAACAGCGUCAACCAGACCCAGGGUUCGCAUUUCUUCUCUCAGGCCACCAUCGAGGAGAAGGGCCGCAUCCAGCUCAAGAAGGGCGAGAUCUACGCUAUAAAGGUAGAGUUCGGAUCCACCCCGACCUCGGAGCUCUCUAAGUCUCGCUCCCUCUUCGGCAACGGCAUCCUCCGCGUCGGCGGAUGUCUAGUCAUCGAGGACAAGAAGGAGAUUGAAAAAGCUGCUGCCCUUGUGAGGGACGCCGACCAGGUCAUCAUCUGCGCCGGUCUCAACGCCGACUGGGAGUCUGAAGGCUUUGACCGCGAGAGUAUGGAUCUGCCCGGCCACCUCGACGCCAUGAUCGCCGCCGUUGCGGACGUGAAUCCCAACACCGUGGUUGUUAUGCAGUCCGGUACCCCUGUCACCAUGCCUUGGAUCUCCAAGGUCCCCGCGGUCGUCCAGGCAUGGUACGGCGGCAACGAAACGGGUAACUGCAUUGCUGACGUCCUCUUCGGCGAUGCUAACCCCUCAGGCAAGCUUCCCCUCAGCUUCCCCAAGACGGUCCAGGACAAUCCGUCCUUCCUCCACUUCCGUACUGAGGCCGGACGCACUCUCUACGGUGAGGACAUCUACGUUGGCUACAGAUUCUACGAAUAUGUCAACCGUGAAGUCCUUUUCCCCUUCGGCCACGGUCUCAGCUACACGACCUUUGAAUUCUCGGACCUCUCCGUCGAGGAGGACAAGGACGGCAAGAUCUCAGUUACGGUUACCGUCAAGAACACGGGAUCACGCAAGGGCGCGGAGGUGGUUCAGGUCUACGUCGCUCCGAAGCAGGCGGCCGAGGUCAGCAGGCCGAUCAAGGAGCUCAAGGGUUUUGCCAAGGUUGAGCUCGAGGCCGGCGAGAGUAAGCCUGUGGUUGUGGAGAUUGAAACCAAGUAUGCCUUCAGCUACUUCGAUGAGGUGCGAAAUAAGUGGUGCGUUGAGAAGGGAGAGUACGAGAUUAUUGUCAGCAAUAGCAGCCAGAUCAAAGAAGGCCAGGCGGUCAGCGGAUUGAUUCGCAUUGCUGAGACUUGGUGGUGGUCGGGUGUGUAA